AUGCCUCCUGGAAUGCCUCCUAAGCGAUCGUAUUCUCGCACCGAUGCUGCCGUCCGCGUAGAAUACCCUGAGCCUCAUGAACUUCCCGCCAGCAAGCCCUUGAUUGGCCAAGGUGGACAGUUUUCUAAGCCCACUCUAGCUUCCCUCUCUCUAGAAGGCAAGACAAUUGUCAUAACUGGGGGCGCAAGAGGCCUCGGGCUGGUCAUGGGACAGGGUGUAGUCUACUCGGGGGCUAAUCUAGCCAUCGUCGAUUUAAACAAGGACGAAGCACAGUCUCAAGUAGGCCAAUUGACAGAUGCUUUCAAGAGAGAGAACCGAAACAGCGAUACGAUCCCGAGAGUCACUGCCCACUAUGCAGACGUCUCCGACCCUGACUCUGUAACAAGCUGUAUCGCCGAAAUCCUCAAGAUACAUCAUAAGAUCGAUGGUUUAGUUACGUCGGCUGGCUUCACUGAGAACUUUGAGGCAAUCAACUACCCGAUCGAUCGUAUGCGAAAGUUGUGGGGUGUCAAUGUUGACGGCACCUAUCUCUUUGCAGUUGCUGUUGCUAAGCAUCUUAUAGGGGGAUAG
Molecule: messenger RNA, 570 nt
Organism: Fusarium poae
Lineage: Eukaryota; Fungi; Ascomycota; Sordariomycetes; Hypocreales; Nectriaceae
Exons: 4
Coding region: 1-570 (189 amino acids)
Cellular component (GO): intracellular anatomical structure
Molecular function (GO): oxidoreductase activity, acting on NAD(P)H, oxygen as acceptor
Source: RefSeq, a predicted model, not a curated record